AACCAAAUAAUUUUAAAUUUGUUUUUAUGUUUUAGUUAAUUUAUAGAUUUUAUUCAUAAGGGUAUAAACGAUAUUAACCACUCUAACUUUUAACGUGAGAGUUCGAUUUCAAAAAUUUACUUCACAAAUAAUAGUAUAUAUAUAUAUAUAUAUAUAAAUAUGUUAUGGAAGUGAUAAUUAAAUUGAUAAAACCAUCGAUCUAGACUUUACUUUACUUUAACCGGAUAAACAGAGUCAAUUAAGGUCGUUCUCGUACCUUGAUUUCUGCUAAACUGGUAAUACCAACAUUCACGGGAUACACCAACAUUCACGAGGCAGACUGACUAGAGAAGGCAGCCCCACAAUAUAUACUUCUGUUAAUAAGUAAAAAAUAUUUAAAUCAGAUGAAAAGGUAGUAUAGUGUGAAAUGUAUCAUGGUAUCUUCGUUUCAUGUGGACCGACUCACAAAGGGCCUAACAUAUUCACCAAUACCAGUAUACCACACAACCUCUACUUUUCUUUCUUUCUUUUUUUGGCCAACAACCACCAUAUAUCCAUGUUUACGUAUAUGAAAAUUAAAUAUUGAUUAGUCAAUAUACGUAUGCCAUGCCAUACUAAUAUAUACUCACAACAAAGUUUAUAUACUCAACAAAGUUUGCCACGGGUAAAAUUGUAAGAACAACUACAUAGACCUAAUAAUCACUAGUAAGCAAAUCUAUCUAAGCUUCAUAUCGAUAUAAAACGAAUCAUAUGUGACAUUGUGACGGCACGUAAAAAGCAUCCGUCUUGGAUACUAAAAGAAAAACUAGGAGUUGUAGCUUUUAACGUUUACUAAUAUGUAGUAUAUAACAAAUUUAAACAUCAACUAUAUAAGUCUAGAAACAUAGGUAGCUAGUAGCACUCACAACACACAAGUAUUAAUUUAAAGUUAUUACACAUCAAUAUUCUUCUCACUUUCUUUUCAAAAUUCACCUUCGCCGACGAUGAAGAAAUCCUCCGCCGUCACAUCACAACCGUCUCUAUACCUCUUUCUCCUGCUGCUCCUACCGUUGCAAGCUCAUUCCUCCGACGACCUAAUAGACACAGUCUGCAAAGAGACGCCGUUUUGCGACCUCUGCGAAGCCUCUCUCCGCCCUCUCAUUCCCUCACCCUCUGAUCCCAAAUCUCUAGCCUCCGCAAUGGCCAACGUUGUGCUCGGUAACAUGACCGAUAACUUAGGUUAUAUCCAAUCGCUGAUCAGACAUUCUAAAGAUCCAGCUGCGGAGCGAGCGCUGGCUCAGUGCGCUGAGAUGUACCGGCCGGUGGUCCGGUUCAACAUUCCUCAGGCGAUCGAGGCAAUGCAGCGAGGGGAGUUUGGAUUCGCGAAGUAUGUUCUCGGUGACGCCGAGAAACAAACUGAUUCUUGCCAGAAACGGAUCAAUAGUACCAUGGCCGACGAUGAAAGCUCGGUGGCUCUUACGGCUAGGAACCAGCUGGUUAAGAAUCUUUGCGACGUGGCCAUUUCUGUGAUUAAAUCUCUAAUGAACAGUCGUUAAGAAUCUCUGUUUCUUUCCCAAGUAAUAAUUAUAUAUUUGUAAAUUAUUGACACGAACAAUUUUUUUUUUUCUUUGUUAAAGGAUUUUCAUAAAUUUUAAUAGGAACAGCAUACAAACAAGAAAUGAAAUACAGGGAAAGGAGCACAUAAGCUCAAAUUGACACACCAAUUCUUACCCUAAAAAAGGUACUAAACCAAAGCCUUUGAGCUUUCUACCACUGGUAAAGGUAAUCAACAAGAAAACAAUCACAAGAGAACCCAACACCAACAAUAAAGAGAGGAGCCAACGGGGAGGCUGAGAACCAAUACGUACUAAGGUUUCCUGGCCUUAGCUGUCACAGCGGCCAGAGAAGAGCACAGACCGAAUUGGCGGCGAGGAAAGAGCACAUACCAAAACCGAGACCAUUCCAUCGAA
Messenger RNA from Brassica rapa (field mustard), 1928 nucleotides. RefSeq names its product cell wall / vacuolar inhibitor of fructosidase 1-like. Gene Ontology annotation, molecular function: enzyme inhibitor activity. Lineage: Eukaryota; Viridiplantae; Streptophyta; Magnoliopsida; Brassicales; Brassicaceae. Gene Ontology annotation, biological process: negative regulation of catalytic activity. The record is from RefSeq and is a predicted model, not a curated record.